Molecule: messenger RNA, 4374 nt
Organism: Anopheles maculipalpis
Lineage: Eukaryota; Metazoa; Arthropoda; Insecta; Diptera; Culicidae
Gene: Cc2d2a
Product: coiled-coil and C2 domain-containing protein 2A
Exons: 5
Coding region: 1-4374 (1457 amino acids)
Biological process (GO): non-motile cilium assembly; protein localization to ciliary transition zone
Cellular component (GO): ciliary transition zone
Source: RefSeq, a predicted model, not a curated record
AUGAACGAAUCUGUGGUACCUAAAUCGCCUAAAAAACGUCGUGCCAGACAUCGUUAUCGUCGACGUUCAUCCGGCAAAGAGAUUUCGGCGCGUGCUAAACCUCCCGCUUCUAAAACACCCGCAAAGGCACAAACAUCGUCCCCGGCAAGGGAACAAGCCGUCGAAGCGGAACGAGAGCGGAAAGCACGAAAGUCGAAACUUGAUCCCACAUUUGUCCAGGAAGAGCGUGAGGUAAUAGCAUCGCUUGAGCGAUUAAAUGUGACAACGACUGAAGUUACCGGUGAAAACUCAAAACCAUUGCUGCAUGAGACCGAUCGAGCGAUUCUCUUCUUCACCGAUACUCUACCGGAUGAAGAAUUUUUUGACGCCGAAGAUACAGUGCUGCCGCUUGAAUCUAGCGCAGCUGAAGUACACAAGCAGUCACCUUCGCCCCGAUCUUCGUCUUCCAAUGAAGCGGACACACCUACCCUGCUUGCAUCGUCGUACUUUCACGCCGAAGAAGGAACACCGGUGGUUGUACCGUGGAAAAGCCAAAAGUAUACCUUUUGUGACGAGGAUCUGUUGUACUAUCAACCCGCACGCACACUACCCGAAUCCCGAGCCGCACUGGAGGAGAUUUGUGUAAUUGAUCCUAACGACGCACAGGGCGAUGAGAAGGAUGGAACGGGACCAUCUCUACCGGUCGACAAACCAAGCGUCAGUUUGUCCAACAAGAACCGAUUGAUGAAUCGUUUGCUGGAAGAGGAACAAGAGGAAUGGUUUGACGCUACAGGAGAGUUGGUCGAUUUCCGGUGCUUUCUUGAGACCAAAGCCCGCGUGCGUGGAUUUUGCAGCAAAACGUUUGUUCCGUUCUUUGUAGAACCGAUACCACUGGCGAAAACGCUGGACCGAUUGCCGAUGGAACGGACGGUGAAAAUUCUGAUCGGCAGAGUACAUUUCGAUGCCCAUCCGUCCUUCGAGGAAGUGGUGCGUGUGCGUUUGCGGCUCGAGGAACUGUACAAGCAGUACUAUCGCAUACGAAAGCUCAACCGGAAAGAGAUUUUACAGACUAAACUGAACGAGCUUCGGGCACGUGGUGCGGACGAGGCGGAGUUGAACGAGCAAGAGGAUGUACCAAUCGAUUCGUUUGCGAUGAAAAUGGCUCGUCGAGAGUAUAGAAAUCUUUUGUACCAAGAGAUACGUACCGAGCGCUUGCUAGCGAAGCAAAUUAUGGAACUUUGGGAAGAACUGAAAUCGAAACACCAGGGAGAGUGUGGUUUGAAGAUGUCGGUUAACAGUCAGGAUACGGAUGAAGAGCGUGAUGGUAGUGAAUGGCAGGAACGGUACGAGCUAGAGCUGCGCGAAACGCUCGAAGAAGAACACGAACUGUAUCUGCGUGAUAAGCAAGAGUACAAAGCAUAUCUGCGUGAUCUAGCACUGGAACAACAACCGGACACUACCGAUACAGUCCCAUCAAUGCAGAAACCUAGAAAACCGGACACUGCGAAGAUAAAAAGAGAGUUCCGACUGCUGUUUGAUGAGACAUUCCGUGCUCCGGGCGAACCUCUGGUACACAUUGUCUUACGGCGGGAUCGGGACAGUGUUACCUCCGACCAAUGUGGACAUCAAACGGGACGGGAUUUACUGUUUAAAAUGAAGCUGUUCAUCGAUGGAAACCAUGUAGCGUCCACCAAGGCACGACACUUUCAACCGGACGAUCGCACAAUGAUCGAUUUCAACACAUCCUUUUCCAUCAAGCUAACGACGAAAAUUCCUGAAACGAUCGCGCUGCAUCUGUACGAGAAGAAUCGUAUGAUGAUGAAAAGCUUGCGAGCAGAGAUUUUUCUUCCUCUGCCCAGUACGGAAGAGCUGUACGAGGAUGUGGAAUUGGUAGACUAUCAGUUCUCAUCUGGCAAACCGUACUCGGCUCAAACUUACACCAAUGGUACGGUAGAGCUGCGGAUUGGUUGGUUGGAACCAUCCGAUGGAACAUUUCCAAGCCCGAGCCAACGUCGCACACUACCGAAGCGUGUCAUCAUACCGAAGGAACUGUUGCGUCGCUGGAUCGACGAUCGAGCUUUGGAAAGUGAAGACCAACCGGAGGCCGAUACGGAUGCGGCUCUCAUGUGUGCCUUGAGAGAGGGAGAUGGAGCAGCAGUGAUCGCACCCGAUCGCGAUCGACGCCCUUCGAAGGAUUCAAUCCCGGCGGAAUCAGACGAAUCCGAGUUUCAUUUCAACGAAGAUAAGCUCGCCUUUUGUUCCGCAGAAACUAUAGAACGGAACGAACGGCUAAUCUUGUUGAGCAAACGGUUCCAGCGAAGCCUUAAAUAUCGGGACACUAAAUUUAUUCCUCAAACUGAGCGCGAGCUAGCGUUCGCGGUUUCCUCCAAGGAGGAUGAGGAACAGAUGAAAAUCAUCGACGAAACGCUCGGUACGGAUCCGAUCGAUCUACAGCGCCAUCGGGGCAAACGGUACCUGCAGCGGGUGUAUGACAUCAUCAGCAAUCACUGUCGCGUGCUCAACCAGGACAAGGUGAACAAUGCUAAUCUGCUCGUUGGAGGCGAUCAGGUACCAUCGUUCGGAUCGCUUAGUCUAGCAUUUUUGGAGAUAUUCGGUCCACGGCGUCCGUUGAAACCGUCUCGCCGUUCGCCUAACAGUCGUGCAUCGGUACGGGUGAGCGACGUGACGCGCUUCAAGAUCAUUGUCACGAUCGUGCGUGCAUUCGGUAUACCGAUGCGGAUGGAAGAUUACCAGAGUGGAUCGAUUGGACGGCGGAAUAGUAAUAUGUCGUCUUCGAAUGGAAGAUUCUCUUUCCGCACGUCAAACGUACGGCCGUACAUAGCGGUAUCGUUGAAGGAUCGUAUUUUUCGCACUUCAACCGCUGACGGAACGGCCCCGACCUGGAACGAACAGCUGGAGAUACCGCUAGACUGCAGCACGGAUCAGAUACGGAAGCAUUUGCACAUCGAUCUGUACGACGAGUACAUGGAAGAUCUGCUGGAUGAUGAUCGUACGCGGCCAACCGAAGUGUACCAACGUAUUUCAAGUCGGUGGCUGGGACAGCUACGCAUUCCGAUCAGCACGAUCUAUCUGAAUCAAAGGUUGGAAGGAACGUUUGAGAUAAAGACUCCCCCCAUCCUGUUCGGUUACGAUCGACAGAUGCAGGAUGCUCAGGGUGGAGAAAUUGUGGACAGUUACGGCAACCCCAUCGGGCUUAUUGGCAGUGCGACCAAUAGCGGUCUUCCGGAUAUGCGUGAACUAACUCACGUGACACUAUUCAUCAGCCUGGAACCAUUGAUUGAACGUCCGUCCCUUGAUACCGGGAGCUUGGAAUGUGUGGAACUGGAACGGAUAAGGUCUCGUAUCUAUCUGUGGUACGAAGAGUAUCGGCACGAGUUUCCGGCACGUGCAAUCGUGCCACCCAUGGUAACGUUGCUGGGUGGCAAGCGAAUCUGUGCCACGCGAUUGCUUGGUCCACUACCGAUACCGUUUUCAAUUGACGAGCUGACAGAAAGUAUGAUCCGGCGUUAUGUUUCGCUUAUUCCCAUCCACUACAGUGUGGAUCCGUGCUCGCAACUAAACGGAAUAUGGCUCACCAACAAGGAAAUUCUUACGAUGAUGUGCGCCUCACCGAAAGAUCUGGGUGUGCUGCUGGCCUGUUUCUACCUUCAACUUGGCUACGAAGUGUGGCUCAUCUUCGGAAACAGUGUACUCAUGGGUGACACAACCUUUGUGCUGCUGCAAGAGGGAGGUGAAUUCUUCAUCAUCGAUCCUUGCAGUGGCAAGAAGUACAGCUCCACCGAUACUUACUGCCCGCUGAACCGAAUCUAUCUAAUCGUGGGACAAUGCAACGUAUGGGGCAACAUUCAGAAGGAGAACCGAGUGUUUCUCACGCAGCUUGAUGUGCGCAAAUCCGGAUACUGGCGGGCGUUAUUCAAUCGCUUCCACGAACCACCGACAGGAUGCGUGCAGGAGAUUGCAUUUCCUUUUAGGGAGGCUCUGCCAGCGAAAGAGCUGCAGCGUGCAAUCGAGCGGAAGCUAAUGCGUAAGAUCGCAUCAUGGCGUACGCAUCGGAAGACGGUGUGGAAUCGCUACAUCAGUGACCAUCUUCGAAGCACGCUGAUAAGUUUGGAUCGAGAUACUUGCUUGGAAACGAGCACGGAACGGCACGGUGAAACGUUUAGUCAAAUGUUCAUAUCGUACAAGGUGAACGGUUUCCCUAUUAACUUGCCGUACAACAAUCUGUCUACCAUUGUGGCGCAUGUGAAGGGUACUGGGAUACAUCUGAACUCGGAGGCAACGGUGGAGUUUGGUCUUGGCGUUUACAUUAAGGAUUAUCCGUGCAACGUUUACUCGGUGUGGAUAUUUCUUAUGUCACUUGUGCCGAGGGCUUAA